CCAGAAGAGGCAGAGGUGCUCCUUCCCCUCCCCGGUCCAAACUUCACUCACAAAGCCCGAUAUUAUAUCUGUCAGGCAAGACAUUUGCAUGGACAAACCCCGGACUAAUACCCGUGUUUUCGUGCGAUUUAUGGCGAUGAGGGAUUUCAGAGGCUUAACGCACCUCCGAUUGCCAAACAAGGGGCUUUUACGCUCAAUUAUUUGCUAGAGAAAAAAGUGGGAAAAGGCGAAGGGGAGUGCAUGUUACUCGGAGGGCUUCAUUUCCUCGAUGCUGCAGAGCAGGAGCUGGAUGACAUGAUGCUGCAGAGCCCGCUCACCUCCACGCCGUUUUCUGUCAAGGAUAUCCUGAAGCUGGAGCAGCAGCAACAACAACAGCAACAGCAGCAGUCCGGAACCCUGGAGCUCACGCACCGAAUCCAUACCCAGCAGCACUUGUCCCGCUCUCCUCCCCAGCAGCAGCAGCAUUUCCAAACCGCGCCGUCCUGCAUGCUUGCCGGAGCCCGGGACAGCCCUUCCUUCUCGGACGGAGAAGACAACCUGGCUUACCUCAGCGCGCUUGCAGUGCGGGAGGAAGAACGGGGGGACACCAGCCUAUCUCCGGACAUGUACGUGCAUCCCGGCUUGCAGGGAGCCAAGUUGGAGGCCGCCGAGCUGGAGGAGCAGGAAAGCAAAAACUGCGGGCUGGUGUCCCGGGAGGAAGCAGCCGAGGGCGGACAGGGCGACACGGAGAGGCCGGUGCAGAAACAGAGGAGCCGGCGGAGACCCAGAGUGCUUUUCUCCCAGGCGCAGGUCUUCGAGCUGGAGAGGCGCUUCAAGCAGCAGCGCUACCUGUCCGCCCCGGAGCGAGAGCACCUGGCGACCACCCUCAAACUCACUUCUAACCAGGUGAAGAUCUGGUUUCAGAACCGCCGCUACAAGUGCAAACGGCAGCGGCAAGACAAGUCUCUGGAAGCGACGGGACAGCAUCAUCCUCCGCCGCCGAGGCGCGUGGCCGUGCCGGUGCUGGUUCGGGAUGGGAAGCCAUGUCUGGGAGGAGCGCAGAGCUAUGCCGCCGCGGCUACUGCUCCGUACGGAUCCAAUCCGUACGGCUAUAACGGAUACCCGGCCUACACGUACAACAGCCCGGCGUAUAACACCAACUACAGCUGCACCUACACCAGUAUCCCCGCCCUUCCUCCCUCCGGCACCCCCAACGCCUUCAUGAACAUGAACUUGGGAAACGUGAGCGGCCUCGGCAGCUCCCCACAGGCUCAAACACACCAAGGGACAGCGGUCACAUCUUGUCAGGGCUCGCUGCAGGGGAUCAGGGCCUGGUAGCCUCACCAUAACAGAACCAGUAUCUUUUUUUUAAACGGAGUUUUUCAACCCACAUUCUUUCCUUUAGAAGUGUGUAUUAACCUGGUCAAAAUACAGCCAGAAUACAGUAUUGCUUAUAACGGAUGCGCGUUUGGAUUCACUUUUCCGGAUAUUUGGAGAAUUAUAGAGAAAAUUAGUUUCCGUAAUUUGCUGGUUGUCGAAUUUCUGAACAGAACUGGCUUGGGUGAAUUUUUUUUCUGUGGUCCAAUAUUUGUUGGUGCUCUAGUUCGGCACUGAAGCACAGAGGGGAAGUUACGCACAAGUUUGCGCAUUUCUCCUUAAUUGAACUGAAAAAGACUGUUUUUUAACGAUUGUUUUUGUCGUUUAUAUUUUUAGGUUAUGGAGAGACUGAACUGCUUUAAAAUGUUUUUUUUGUUCAACAGAGAAUUGUUUUAGUCUAUUUCACAUCUAUACAAAUAAACCCAAGAGAUUA
Molecule: messenger RNA, 1789 nt
Organism: Maylandia zebra (zebra mbuna)
Lineage: Eukaryota; Metazoa; Chordata; Actinopteri; Cichliformes; Cichlidae
Product: homeobox protein Nkx-2.3-like
Biological process (GO): cell differentiation; regulation of transcription by RNA polymerase II
Cellular component (GO): nucleus
Molecular function (GO): DNA-binding transcription factor activity, RNA polymerase II-specific; RNA polymerase II cis-regulatory region sequence-specific DNA binding
Source: RefSeq, a predicted model, not a curated record